UUUGAGCUGAGGGGGGUUGCACUGCCUGUGAAGAUUAAUGAACCAUUCUACACAGAGCUCAGGGUGUACCGUGCAGUGUGCAUGUCCAUGAUGUGAAAGGUGUCAACCGGGUUGCUUUAACAGUGACAUACCGUUUCCUGAACCUCAAUACUUAUCUCUCCCACAGCAACAGGAGCAGGACCCCACUAACCUGUACAUCUCCAACCUACCUGUAUCCAUGGAUGAGCAGGAACUGGAGAACAUGCUGAAACCGUUCGGUCACGUCAUCUCAACACGGGUGCUAAGGAACGCCAACGGGGUCAGCAGAGGAGUCGGCUUCGCCAGGUACACACAAACGUAUACGCUGAAACAUGUACACACACACACACACACACACACACUCACACACUGGGUGGUAUUCUGACUAGAAAUAUGCACGCUUAACUUGAAUUUCCACAAAUCGCAUUGGCAUCAAUUGAAGAUUUAUGUCAAAAUGUAAUUUGUGCGUGCUCAUCUCGACUCUGUAUCAGGCCCCAGAGUGAAUAUAGAGUCUCCUCACAUUGUUCCUGUGACCGUAGUCCCUCUGAGUGUACCCCUCUGGAAAGGCCUUCUCAGUUACCUCUGGACAGUGGUGGAAAAAGUAACCAAUUGUCAUACUUGAGUAAAGAUACCUUAAUAGAAAAUGACUCAAGUAAAAGUGAGUCACCCAGUAAAAUACUACUUGAGUAAAAGUCUAAAAGUAUUUAGUUUUAAAUAUACUUAAGUAUCAAAAGUAAACGUAAUUGCUAAAAUAUUCUUAAGUAUCAAAUGUAAAAGUAAAAUCAUGAAAAAUUCCUCAUAUUAUUUACUCAUAGCCAGGGGCACACUCCAACACUCAGACAUCAUUUACAAAUGAAGCAUUUGUGUGUAUUGAGUCCGCCAGAUCAGAGACAGUAGGGAUGACCAGGGUUGUUCUCUUGAUAAGUGAUAAGUGUGUGAAUUGGACUUUUGGGUGUCAGGGAAAAUGUAUGGAAGUAAAAAGUACAUAUUGUCUUUAGGAAUGUAGUGGAGUAAAGUAAAAGUUGUCAAAAAUAUAAAUAGCAAAGUAAAGUAUAGAUACUCCAAAAUGCUACUUAAGUAGUACUUCAAAGUAUUUUUACACCACUGCCUCUGGAGUGUGCCAGCGAUUAGAGUCCCAGCCCAGCCUCUUUAUUAAGGCGCGUCUUUUCCUGGUCUGGCCUUGUAUUCAGUGUCAGUGGCUGAAGAAAAUGAAUAGACUAGAGAAAGACUUCUCUGGGAUCACCCUCUGUUUCCCUGUGCCAAGCUCAGCUGAUAAUUAACCAUUCAGACAUGCUUGGAUGAACAGAGAUGAAUGGGGCCUCACAAAGGAGCUAUGUCGUAGAGCAGAGAGCAGAGCAGAGAGCAGAGAGUAGAGCAGAGAGCAGAGCAGAGAGUAGAGCAGAGAGCCAAGAGUAGAGCAGAGAGCAGAGUAGAGCAAAGAGCAGAGCAGAGUGCCGAGCAGAGAGCAGAGCAGAGAGUAGAGCAGAGAAUAGAGCAGAGAGUAGAGCAGAGAGCAGAGCAGAGAGCUGAGAGCAGAGAGUACAGCAGAGAGUAGAGCAGAGAGCAGAGCAGAGAGCAGAGCAGAGAGUAGAGCAGAGAGCAGAGCAGAGAGCCGAGCAGAGAGUAGAGCAGAGAGCAGAGAGUAGAGCAGAGAGUAGAGCAGAGAGUAAAGAAGAGAGCAGAGCAGAGAGUAGAGCAGAGAGUAGAGCAGAGAGCGGAGCAGAGAGCAGAGCAGAGAGCAGAGCAGAGAGCAGAGCAGAGAGUAGAGCAGAGAGAAGAGCAGAGAGUAGAGUAGAGAGCAGAGCAGAAAGUAGAGCAGAGAGUAGAGCAGAGAGUAGAGCAGAGAGUAGAGCAGAGAGCAGAGCAGAGAGCAGAGCAGAGAGCAGAUCAGAGAGCAGAGCAGAGAGCAGAGCAGAGAGUAGAUUAGAGAGCAGAGCAGAGAGCAGAGCAGAGAGUAGAGCAAAUGGGCAGAGAGCAGAGAGCAGAGCAGAGAGCAGAGCAGAGCGCAGAGAGCAGAGAGUAGAGCAGAGAGUGGAGCAGAGAGUAGAGUAGAGAGUAGAGCAGAGAGUAGAGAACAGAGCAGAGAGCAGAGCAGAGAAUAGAGUAGAGCACAGAGCAGAGAGUAGAGCACAGAGCAGAGAGUAGAGCAGAGAGUAGAGCACAGAGCAGUGAAUGGAGCCUUUCAAUAGACAAAGACGAGUGGCGCAGUGGUCUAAGGCACUGCAUUGCAGUGCUAGCUGUGCCACUAUAGAUCCUGGUUCAAAUCCAGGCUCUGUCGUAGCCGGCCGCGACCGGGAGACCCAUGGGCUCAGUUGGUAGAGCAUGAUGUAGCUCAGUUGGUAGAGCAUGGUGUUUGCAACGCCAGGGUUGUGGGUUCGAUUCCCACGGGGGGUAUGAUUUUCUUUUAUUUAUGCACUCACUAACUGUAAGUCGCUCAGGAUAAGAGCGUCUGCUAAAUGACAAAAAUGUAAAUGUAAAAUACAAAGGAAACAACAUCCAGUCCCCAUUGACCUACCGAUCCACAUUCCAUCCUCCCUUCCUCCUUCCCUCUCUCCCUCCUCCUCUGUUUCCUUAAGCAACCCACAGGAAAGCCCUGUUAGUGUGUUUGACCUGACUGCAACUCUCUCUCUCUCUCUCUCUCUCUCUCUCUCUCUCUCUCUCUCUCUCUCUCUCUCUCUCUCUCUCUCUCUCUCUCUCUCUCUCUCUCUCUCUCUCUCUCUCUCUCUCUCUCUUUCUGCCCCCACCCCCCUUACCCCCCUCAGGAUGGAGUCAACAGAGAAGUGUGGUGUUGUGAUUCAACAUUUCAAUGGGAAGUUUCUGAAGACUCCUCCAGGCGUACCAGGUAUGAGGAACAGCUACCUUAUAUUUUUUGGGGGUUGUGUUCAAAGUGCUUAGAUUUGUAACUUAAAGGCCCAGUGCAGUUACAAAACGUGAUUUUCCUGUGUUUUAUAUAUAUUUCCGCACUAUAUAUACAGCUAGUUUUCAGUUUUCCCCUCUCCACUCAGACCACUCCCAUACAGUACUAGCAAUAUUCUUGCUUGAGAAAUGUCUCUUUGCUAAGAAGCUAUUUUUGUUUAUUUUCUAUGAUAUUGAGAUAGAUACGGCUGCAUUGGACCUUUAAGCUAAGCUCUGAGUACUGGAGAAACCUGUCCUGUGUGUCCUGAAAGUACCUUUGAUGAUUUUACAAGUGUGUCAAUUAAUCACAAAGUAACUGAGUCACUGACAUCCCCUACAGCCAACAAGCUCCCUAUAAACCCAGCAGUAAACACCCCCAGGCAGAACCCUAGUUUACACACAGGCACAUAGCCGUCCUAACCUGUCAGCUUGGGGUCUUCAUGCCUCCAUGAUGGUUCCUGUCUGGCUCAAACUGAGCUCAGUUUCCCACUGCUCUGUGUCUGAUGGCACUCCUCUCUCCAUGGGCUGUCCUUCUGGCUAAGAACACAGCCUCCAUGUUUUAUUCAGAACCACAGGAGGACGGAGAGAGAGAGAUGAGGGGA
Molecule: messenger RNA, 3515 nt
Organism: Coregonus sp. 'balchen'
Lineage: Eukaryota; Metazoa; Chordata; Actinopteri; Salmoniformes; Salmonidae
Source: the annotation of a GenBank genome assembly